AUGGGAAAGCCAAAUACAAUACUUGAACUUUUCAAAAGGAAAAAUGCACAAAGUUCAAAUGCCAAUGUUGGUGAUACAUCAUCGCCAACUUCUGAUAUCCCAAUUUCUGAAAAUUCUCCUAAAAAACCUCGGAGAGUUGAUGCCAAUCAAUUUGAUAUUAGUUCAUUGGAGUAUGAUCCUGGAUUGCGUCGUCAGAUAUGGGAUUAUGAUGUUAAUCAACGAGAUGAAAUUCGAAGAGCUUACAUUAAAGCUGGUCCUUACCGACGUAAUAUCUCAAAGUACCCAAAAUCUGGACAAGCAAAUCACCUUCGUAGCUUUCAACCUUCGUGGUUCUUGCUAUUUCCUACAUGGCUUGAAUAUUCACCUGAUAAAGAUGCAGCUUUUUGUCUUCCAUGCUUCCUCUUUAGUAAGCCAUCGGGGCAUCCUACGCAACGUUUGAAAGCCUCAAUUGAUGUUGUUCGAGUGCUUGCAUUUCAAGGUGUUGCUUUUAGAGGUCGGGAUGAAAGUAUUUCUGAAGUGAUAGCUAAAGCUCCAAAGAAUGCCUCUUACACAUCACCAACGAUACAAAAAGAAAUUUUACAUGUUUUUUCAACCAAAGUGAAAGAGGCAAUCCGUGAUGAAAUUGGUGAUGCAAAGUUUUGCAUAAUUGUUGAUGAAGCUCGUGAUGAGUCAAUGAAAGAGCAAAUGGCUAUAGUUUUAAGAUUUGUUGACAAAAAUGGCUUCGUGCGAGAACGUUUUUUUGGGCUUGUUCAUGUCUCUGAUACUGUGGCAUUAACCCUAAAAAAAUGUAUAUAUUUUGUAUUGUCUCAACAUAGACUAGACAUUCAAAACAUUCGAGGGCAGGGAUACGACGGUGCAAGUAACAUGCGAGGUGAGUUGAAUGGGCUACAAGCUUUGGUUUCAAAUGAUUGUCCAUAUGCCUACUACAUUCAUUGUUUUGCACAUCGUUUGCAAUUGGCAUUAGUUACGGCAUCAAAAGAAGUCAUUUCCAUUCAUCAAUUUUUUACCAAUUUGAGUUCUAUUGUCAAUAUUGUUUGUGCCUCAUGCAAUCGAUUUGAAGAAUUGCGGGUUGCUCAAGCUGCUGAAAAUGCUUACAUGAUUGAAAUUGAUGAGAUUGAGACUGAAAGGGGACUUAAUCAAAUUAGUACUGUACAACGGGCUGCAGAUACUCGUUGGAGUUCUCACUUGAGAUCAGUUUCUAAUUUAAUUAAAAUUUUUAGUCCAGCUUGUGAAGUUAUUGUUAAACUCAUUGAUAUGGGAACUACUUCUUCCCAUUGA
This is a messenger RNA of Corylus avellana, 1278 nucleotides long. Lineage: Eukaryota; Viridiplantae; Streptophyta; Magnoliopsida; Fagales; Betulaceae. The record is from RefSeq and is a predicted model, not a curated record.